AUGACGAUAGAAGCUCAAGUGAUGUUCCGGCAAGAUGAACCCUUAAACUAUGAAAUGUUCGAUUAUUACCACGUGUCCAACGCCACCGCGUCUUGGCAAACAACGGCCGCGGCGGCGGCCGGGGCGGUGGCUCCUUCCAUUUCCUCGCCGGAAAACAGAUUUUCCGGCGAAACCGGAGAGUUAGAGGGUAAGCCGCCGCUGCGGAAAAGGAGGAGGAGGAAGAUGAGAAGCGAAAAGAACGUAGAAGAGAUUGAGCAUCAAAGGAUUACUCACAUUGCCGUUGAACGUAACCGCAGGAAACAAAUGAACCAUCUUCUCUCUGUUCUCCGAUCCAUCAUGCCCCCUUCUUAUUCUCAAAAGGGUGACCAAGCAUCGAUAGUUGGAGGAGCCAUCAAGUACGUAAAGGAGCUAGAACAAAUCCUCCAAUCACUUGAAGCCCAAAAAGCCAUCCAAUCAAAACAACCACAAAGCCAAUCCAUAUUCUCCAACUUCUUCAUCCUCCCACAGUACUCCACCGCCGCCGCCACCUUUUCCGGCGGCCGGAUCCGAGCGGCGGUUGCUGACGUGGAAGUCACGAUGGCGGAAAGGCAUGCCAACAUCAAAGUGCUAACAAAGGCUCAGCCUAGCCUUCUCUCCAAGAUGGUCACUGAAUUCUACUCUCUGGGCCUAACUGUACUUUGCCUCAAUCUCACCACUUCCCAACACAUGGUCCUUUUCACUUUCAGUGUCAAGGUAGAAGAAACUGUUCAAGUGACUUCUGUUGAUGAUAUCGCAAGUGCAGUGCAUGAGCUUGUCCGAAGAAUUCAACGUGAAAAUUGAAUUCAAAACUUACAAUAUUUUUUGGAGUUAAAUAAUAUAUAUAUAUAUAUAUAUAUAUAUAUAUACAUACUCAAUAUUAUUUACUAUAUUUGGAAAAUGAAAAGCUCGACGACGGUCAAUCAUGCACCUUUUCCAAAAUAAACUAAAAAAAUAAAAAAAGGAUUGGAUUUAUUUGCUUCGAAAUUAGACGUCGAUGUUCGA
This is a messenger RNA of Tarenaya hassleriana, 1020 nucleotides long. Its product is annotated as transcription factor bHLH99. Bases 1 to 819 code for a protein of 272 amino acids. Gene Ontology annotation, biological process: regulation of transcription by RNA polymerase II. Gene Ontology annotation, molecular function: DNA-binding transcription factor activity, RNA polymerase II-specific; protein dimerization activity; RNA polymerase II cis-regulatory region sequence-specific DNA binding. The transcript is spliced from 3 exons. The record is from RefSeq and is a predicted model, not a curated record. Lineage: Eukaryota; Viridiplantae; Streptophyta; Magnoliopsida; Brassicales; Cleomaceae.